This is a messenger RNA of Paramormyrops kingsleyae, 845 nucleotides long. The record is from RefSeq and is a predicted model, not a curated record. NCBI's taxonomy places the organism in Eukaryota, Metazoa, Chordata, Actinopteri, Osteoglossiformes, Mormyridae.
AUGAGUAACUCAUCCCUUUCGCAGGAUGAUGUUAAGCCAAAACCCGGUGACCUAAUUGAGAUUUUUCGUGUGGGAUACCAGCACUGGGCCAUAUACGUUGGAGAUGGUUACGUCAUCCACCUCGCCCCACCAAGUGAGGAAGCUUGUGUUGGCUCCAACAGCAUGAUGUCUGUUUUGCAUGACAAGGCCAUUGUGAAGAUGGACAAACUGAGGCAUGUGGUGGGGACCAGUAAGUUCAGCAUCAACAACCGUCUGGAUGAUAAGUAUGAGCCGAGGGAUGUCAGGAUCAUACUGAAGGAUGCUCGGAGUCUGGUGGGUCAGGAGCUGCCAUACUGUGUCUUCCAAGGCAACUGUGAGCAUUUUGUGACAGAGCUGAAGUACGGCAAGCCGGAGUCCCGACAGGUGCGUGAUGCCGUGCAGACGGCUGUAGGAGUGGGAGCUGCUGCGAUCGGUGUGGGUCUGCUGGCUGCAGCUGCUGUCACUAUAUUUGGUAGCGAGACGGAAGAGCGGAGGAACAGCCAGUGAGAUGAAGCCCGACAGUGAAGGUGGAGGGUCAGCUGAAGCACAGACCUGCACAAACAAAGUGUGUCCCCACCCAGCCUGAAUGACAUCAUGCUUCCUUACUGCUAACUGCUGAAGUAUUUACUGGGAAAUCUGUAAAUGUGGGUCACUCUCAAAACCUUCUCAGAUGACCUUCAUAUUCAUUUUGAUAUUCAUAUUACUUGUAAUGUAAGAAGAGAUCUGCAUUCUGAUCAUUUGGUAUAAUGAUGACAAUGAUUUUGAGUGGAAAUUAAAACCCUGAUAAUUGACUUUGUGUGAUCUGACUAAUCUUUUGUAUCCUCUGG